AUGCUGCGCCCAGGGUUAAGGAUAGCGAUGCGCCCGCGAGUCGGUGCGCCCGCGAGGUCGACUUUGCUACCGCUGGCCUGCCAGGCACGAUCCAUGCACGCCCUCGCCCCUCUCUCUUACGACCUGAAGGGCGAGGCUACACAAAAUGGCAUUUCCGACUUCCUGUCGCCCGCCGCCUUCAACAUCUCUUGGACCCAGUACCAGACAUAUCUGCUGCAGAAACUGAACAUCUUGACAGCAGAAACCGACUACGAAUCCCACCAGAUCAAGGACAUCCUGCUCGGCACCGCCCGCGACCCGGGCUCGGCACCCAUCUUCAACCACGCCAGCAUGGCGCACAACAACCACUUCUUCUUCAAGCACAUCUCGCCCAAGCCGGUCGAGGUGCCCGAGCCCCUGCGCAGCCGCCUCGAGCAGUCCUUCGGCUCCAUGGACACCCUCCGCCAGGAGAUGGUCUACACGGCCGCCGGCAUGUUCGGCCCGGGCUUCGUGUGGCUCGUCAAGACCUCGCAGCCGGGCCUGCCCGUAUCCUUCAAGGUCCUCACCACCUACGCCGCGGGGUCCCCCUACCCAGCAGCCCACUGGCGGCGGCAGGAGCACGACAUGAACACCGCCGCCGGCAGCGGCACCGAGGCCGGCAUCGCCACGGGCCGGGCCUACCUCGACCAGACAGCGUACGGAACCGGCAGCAGCAGCCGGUGGGGCAGCGGGGGCCCGGGCAGCGCGACGGCGCGGCGGGUGGCGCACGCGCCGGGCGGCACGGACCUGGUCCCCGUGCUGUGCAUCAACACGUGGGAGCACGUGUGGCUGUGGGACUACGGCUUCGGCGUCGGCGCCCCCGACCGCGGCAAGCUGGGCUACGCCGAGAAGUGGUGGAAGCACGUCGACUGGGAGCUCGUCCAGAAGGAGGCCGACCUGCAGCGCCUCGAGAUGUCGGCCAACGCCGGCGCCCCCGCCCCCUCCCUCUCCUCCCCUUCCCUCUCCUCGCCUGCCCCCGUCCCCCGGGCAUGA
Messenger RNA from Chaetomium globosum CBS 148.51, 1011 nucleotides. RefSeq lists its product as uncharacterized. Gene Ontology annotation, biological process: superoxide metabolic process. The transcript has 2 exons. The record is from RefSeq and is a predicted model, not a curated record. Gene Ontology annotation, molecular function: superoxide dismutase activity; metal ion binding. Lineage: Eukaryota; Fungi; Ascomycota; Sordariomycetes; Sordariales; Chaetomiaceae. The coding region runs from base 1 to 1011 and encodes 336 amino acids.